Molecule: messenger RNA, 1261 nt
Organism: Styela clava
Lineage: Eukaryota; Metazoa; Chordata; Ascidiacea; Stolidobranchia; Styelidae
Source: RefSeq, a predicted model, not a curated record
UAAACUUUAGCAACGUUUAAAAUAACUUGAACCUAAGACUUGUUUCCAAGAUGAAUCCUUCUCAAAUCUCGGGUAAAAGUUCUUCCGAACCAAGCACGAAGGAAAGUAGCAGACAGAGACGAGAGUUGGCGAAAAUUCAUGAUCCUUCUCAAAUCUCGGGUAAAAGUUCUUCCAAACCAAGCCCAGAGGAAAGUAGCAGACAGAAAGAAGAGUUGGCGGAGAUUCAAGAUCCUUCUCAAAUCUCGGAAAAAAGUUCUUCCAAACCAAGUGCAGUGGAAAGCAGCAAAGGUGGUAGCCCAUUAUUACCUGCAAGCAGGAGAGAGGGAGAGGACGAGAAAAUUCAAGAUUCUUCUCAAAUCUCGGAAAAAAGUUUUUCCGAACCAUGCGCAGUGGAAGGCAGCAAAGGUGGUAGCCCAUUAUUACCUGCAAGUCAGAGAGAGGGGGAGGAGGAGAAAAUUCAAGAUCCUUCUCAAAUCUCGGCGAAAAUUUCUUCCAAACCAAGCGCAGUGGAAAUCGGAAAUGGUGAUAGCCUAUCACCUGGAAGGCAGAAAUCGGAAGGGGCAAAAAGUGAAGAUUCUUCUCAAAUCUCGGGUAAAGUUUCUUCCAAACCAAGCGCAGUGGAAAGCAGCAGCAAGGGCGGCAGUCCUUCACCAGCUCAAGAGAGACAGAAGGUGGCAAAAAGUAAAGGCUCGGAUAUUCCCGGCACAUCAGGCAGUGAUCAGAGUGGACGUUCGGUUGAACAGAGAGGUGAGAGUAAAGAAUCCGUGGUUGAUCGAGGCUCGGAUAUUCCCGGCACAUCAGGCAGUGGUCAGAGUGGAUGUUCGGUUGAACAGGGAGCUGAGAGUAAAGAGACUGGAGUUGAUCCAGAUUCUUCUCAAAUCUCUGAAAAAAUUUCUCCCAAACCAAGUGCGGUGGAAAGCAGCAAGGGUGGCAGUCCAUCACCAGCUCAAGAGAGACAGAAGGUGGCGAAAAGUAAAGGCUCGAAUAUUUCCAGCACAUCAGGCAGUGAUCAGAGUGGGCGAUCGGCUGAACAGAGAGCUGAGAGUAAAAAGUCUGGAGUUGAUCAAGAUGCAACUUCACUCGCACAAUCUGAGGAAGAGGAGAGAGUGUCCAAUGUUCCACCACCCAAGCUCGGUGCAUCUCCAUUUGAUCCUCAAUUAGCUGAGCAACAUCCAGAGCCACAAGGGGCAACAGCAGGUGAAGAUGCAACUUCACUCGCACAAUCUGAGGAAGAGGAGAGAGUGUCCAAUGUUCCACCACC